Messenger RNA from Penicillium nucicola, 993 nucleotides. RefSeq lists its product as uncharacterized. The transcript is spliced from 3 exons. The coding region runs from base 1 to 993 and encodes 330 amino acids. The record is from RefSeq and is a predicted model, not a curated record. NCBI's taxonomy places the organism in Eukaryota, Fungi, Ascomycota, Eurotiomycetes, Eurotiales, Aspergillaceae.
AUGGACUCCAACGCUGCCACUGUUGAAGGCAUGCUGAACUGUCUACCAGACAUGAAAAGUGUGUUCCUUGAAAAUUUCAAGCCUGUUCAGGACAAGCUGGCUUCGAUACUUCAGCACUCUCAGUCACAUUUUUCGGCAUUGGCGGGGCGAGAGAGCUUUGCUGGAUUUCUGAACGUUUCCCUCAUAAGCGACGCCCUAGUGAAGACAAUCGAAGUGAUGUUUGAGGCACCAACGCCUUGUGUGCUUCAGCUACAGAACGACGAAGCCAGUGCCAAUAUUACGUGGUUGGACGUUGUCAAGGAAAAGAAUUAUCAGGCCGAAUAUAAAGGGAAUGGGAACUACCAUUUCCAUAUGCGGGACUUGGGCGUGAUUAUCCAGUUGUCUGCUUUCCAACACAACAUGAUUCUUUCAGGAUUACCCCGAAAGCUUGUUCAACCAUGGUCCUACGAACAAGACGUGCAGACAGAACUAAACACAUUGGCGCUGGCAGCUGAAAUGACAUCACUGGUGAGCCAUCUUGCGUCGGAAGUGAUCAAAGUCAAUAACGCUGUGCUUGAAGAAAUACUGAGAAGAGAUCGAGUACUCCGCCACAAUCCGAGUCAGAGGUCAGCGGGCUCUCCAUUUCCCAUGGAAUCAGCGGAAGAGCCGGCACAGUAUACGCCAGCGCAGGUUGAAGCAGAUUUGUUCGAUGAGAUGGCUAUCGAGACUCAAGCAACAGACGUGCAAGCUAGUGGCUCAAAAUAUGGUACUAGAACACGGAACUAUCCCAAAAACAGGGCUUGGCCUGCAGAAGUAUUGAAGCAGCUUCCUCUAUGGUUCGAAGACCAAGUACGGAAGGAUCUGUCGCAGGAAGAGAUUGCCCAAAAUUUUGACCGAAAAUUCAACCAAAGGCGGACCUUCCACGCUAUUGAGGCAAAAGUGUAUUUCUUGACAGGCAAAAGUCCUUUUCGGAAGCGCAACAAGAGGACUUUGCGCAAAGAACCUGUGUCUUAA